CAGAGAGAGUUGGUGGAUUUAACCACAACUGUUGAGACUUUCUUUGACAAAGCCCAGAGCCUAGGACAAAAUGGCUUCAGGUAUCCAAAUGAUUUGUUGCAUUGGACUUGCUGUUGUACUAUCAGGCGUGGGAAAGUCUGCCUUAAUGGGUAAGAGCCACAGCAAAGGGAAGGACGAUCCUGUGCUGCAGUAUGUUGUCAACAACUCGGUGAGGGAGCACCCAGUCCUCACCAAACUCAGACUGAGGACCCUUGAAGACCCCUGGAGCGUCAUGAUGGUUCCCAGUGAACAGGCCCAGUUUAUGGCAAAUCUCAUCAAACUGAUAAAUGCAACUAAAGCCAUUGAAAUUGGGAUGUACACGGGGUACAAUACACUGAGCAUGGCUUUGGCCAUGCCAGAGAAUGGACAUGUGGUAGCGUGUGAAAUAGAAGAGACUUACAUCGACAUCGCCAAACCGUUUUUUAAAGAGGCUGGAGUUGAAAACAAGAUAGAUGUGCAUCAUCAAAUAGCCAUGAAGACACUGAGUGAGUUGAUAGCGGCCGGGGAAACUGGAACAUAUGACUUUGUGUUCAUCGAUGCUGAUAAAUUCAACUAUGACAGAUACUAUGAGACGUCCCUGCAGCUCAUACGACCUGGGGGCAUCAUUGCGAUUGACAAUGUGCUGUGGAGCGGAAAGGUUGUGAAUCCUCUUCCUGGUGACCUCAACUCCCAGACUCUGGAUCACCUCAAUAAGAAGCUACACAAGGACGAGAGGAUCGAUCUGAGCAUGCUCACUAUAGGUGACGGGCUGUCCAUUGUCAUUAAACGCUAAAAACGCCAGUUAAAAAGCUACACUUUGUCUUAAUGGUGCUUUAGUUUGGAUAAUAAAUAUAAAUGCUGAGUAAA
This is a messenger RNA of Epinephelus fuscoguttatus (brown-marbled grouper), 885 nucleotides long. RefSeq names its product catechol-O-methyltransferase domain containing 1 (gene comtd1a). The record is from RefSeq and is a predicted model, not a curated record. Gene Ontology annotation, molecular function: O-methyltransferase activity; S-adenosylmethionine-dependent methyltransferase activity. The coding region runs from base 71 to 811 and encodes 246 amino acids. The transcript is spliced from 7 exons. NCBI's taxonomy places the organism in Eukaryota, Metazoa, Chordata, Actinopteri, Perciformes, Serranidae.